GCUCCAACUGUGUCCCGCUUUUUUCAACUGCGACGGACUGCGGCACACUUUUUGUCCAAUCACAGGCUGCUUUUCACAGAGGUCGCAUAAACGGGCGAAUGAUAUCGACCCGCUUUAGUCGAGGCGGAACUUCCGGUUGGUGGUAUUAACCAACUGAGGCCUCUCCAUGCGGUUGUGAUCUAUCGGGGCAGUCGAAGCUAACACCGAAACGACAAAUACAAUGGCUGAGAAUGACGUUGACAACGAGCUCCUUGAUUAUGAAGAGGAUGAGGAGCCUCAAGGAGCCCCCGAGAGUGCAACCCCAGCAGGCAAGAAGGAGGUGAAAGGUUCCUAUGUUUCCAUCCACAGCUCUGGUUUCAGGGAUUUUCUUCUGAAGCCGGAGCUUCUCCGCGCCAUCAUUGACUGUGGUUUUGAGCAUCCAUCUGAAGUGCAGCAUGAAUGCAUCCCACAAGCUAUCCUGGGCAUGGACAUCCUGUGCCAAGCCAAAUCUGGUAUGGGCAAGACGGCUGUGUUUGUGUUGGCCACCCUGCAACAGAUCGAACCCGUUGACGGACAGGUGUCUGUAUUAGUCAUGUGUCACACACGAGAGCUGGCCUUCCAGAUCAGCAAAGAGUACGAGCGUUUCUCCAAGUACAUGCCCACCAUAAAAGCAGCCGUAUUCUUUGGUGGCCUGCCUAUCAAGAAAGACGAGGACGUCCUGAAGAAGAACUGCCCUCACAUCGUUGUCGGAACUCCCGGCCGUAUCCUCGCCCUGAUCCGGAACAAGACGCUCAGUCUGAAGAACGUCAAGCAUUUUGUCCUGGACGAGUGUGACAAAAUGCUGGAGCAGCUAGACAUGAGGCGUGAUGUUCAGGACAUCUUCCGGAUCACACCGCAUGAGAAGCAGGUCAUGAUGUUCAGUGCAACACUGAGUAAGGAAAUCCGUCCAGUGUGCCGCAAGUUCAUGCAAGAUCCCAUGGAGGUGUUUGUGGAUGACGAGACCAAACUUACACUCCACGGUCUGCAACAGUACUACUGCAAGCUGAAGGACAGCGAGAAAAACCGCAAGCUAUUUGACCUGCUUGAUGUGUUGGAGUUCAAUCAGGUGGUGAUCUUCGUCAAGUCAGUUCAGCGCUGCGUCGCUCUGUCCCAGCUACUGGUGGAGCAAAAUUUCCCUGCCAUUGCCAUCCACAGGGGAAUGGUUCAGGAGGAAAGGCUGUCUCGCUAUCAGCAAUUCAAAGACUUCCAGCGGCGGAUCCUGGUGGCCACAAACCUGUUUGGCCGAGGGAUGGACAUUGAGCGAGUGAAUAUCGUCUUCAACUACGACAUGCCAGAAGAUUCUGACACCUAUUUGCACAGGGUUGCCCGUGCUGGUAGGUUUGGGACCAAAGGUCUGGCUAUAACCUUUGUGUCAGACGAGACUGAUGCCAAGACUCUAAACGAUGUGCAGGACCGCUUUGAAGUCAAUGUGGCCGAGCUGCCAGAUGAGAUUGACAUCUCAUCUUACAUCGAGCAGUCCAGAUGAGUCCCCGGCCAAACGGCAGUCUGCUCUUCGUGGAUCUCGUCUUGUAUUUGGAAGUAGACGUACUUCACCAUUGAUUUGAAAGCUCUGCCUUUCCUCUGUUCACCAAACGUUUAUUUUUAUUGUCAGUUUUUAGGGGGGUUUGGUUUUAAUUUGUCUUUGUUUUGUUUAAUGGAAUUAAAACUUUUUAUAAAAUGUCAUUUUACUGUUGUGGUCACUUAUGAGGAUGCUGUCUCUGCUCAGUUUUCAUUGGUUUCAGUCUCGGCAGCGACAGAGCUUCAGGGAAACUUUCAGAGGAACAUGUGAUAGGAGUCUGUGCUUUUUCUUUAUGUCCAAGCAAGAUUUGUAUAGGAGAUGUUUUGUUUUCCUUCCCAGUACAAAAAAAGUGGCUGUUUGGCUGGUAAUCAAAAAGUUGUAAAGACACAAAUUUGGCUCAUAUGGCAGCUCUUUCUAUGGAUUUUUAACUGAAUAUCCUCCAAUAAAUGAAGUCACCACAUGAA
Molecule: messenger RNA, 2001 nt
Organism: Pundamilia nyererei
Lineage: Eukaryota; Metazoa; Chordata; Actinopteri; Cichliformes; Cichlidae
Gene: ddx39ab
Product: DEAD (Asp-Glu-Ala-Asp) box polypeptide 39Ab
Exons: 10
Coding region: 221-1504 (427 amino acids)
Molecular function (GO): ATP binding; nucleic acid binding; RNA helicase activity
Source: RefSeq, a predicted model, not a curated record